AUGAACGUUCCUACUUCCCCGAUUGCAAAGCUCCGGCUACUUGUCCUUUGGAUUGCUCGAUCCCCGCAGCGAAUACAGAAGUGGGAUAAUCGACCUGGCUGUGCAAAGGCCAUCAACUACGAUGUCGAUACUUGGUGGAACUCUACUUUUGUUAUGAUUGAGAGAGCCGAAGAGUGUCGCCGCCAGCCCAAAGAUACAGUCAACGAUGAUCCAGAUAUUCAUGCCUUACGUCUCACCCCUGAUGAUUGGAAAAAGCUCUCAGAUGUCAAGAAAAUCCUGGCUCCCUUCAACGAAUAUACUGAGUACGUCUCUCGGGAUAGCCCUUCAAUUCAUAUGGCGGCGCGGAUGUUUGAAGAGCUCCGUUCUAUACUCUUAGCUAUCACGGAACGGCGAGGCGAUUGGCAGAAUCUUUCGUCAGCUCUAACUAUCCCGAUCUGUGAUAGACUUACACUUCUGGAGUACUACCAUGACUGCGUCAAAGGCAACGACAUAUAUUAUAUAGCGAGCGUUCUGGACCCUCGAAUCAAGACCAAGUGGCUCAAAACGCUACCAGACGGAGAGGGAAUUAUCGACCGAACCAGAACGUUCCUAAAAAAGCAUAUCCCAUCUCGAAACAGUCUAUAUCGACUGCUCUAA
Molecule: messenger RNA, 636 nt
Organism: Penicillium waksmanii
Lineage: Eukaryota; Fungi; Ascomycota; Eurotiomycetes; Eurotiales; Aspergillaceae
Product: HAT dimerization
Exons: 1
Coding region: 1-636 (211 amino acids)
Source: RefSeq, a predicted model, not a curated record